Postia placenta MAD-698-R-SB12 is the source of this 762-nucleotide messenger RNA. RefSeq lists its product as hypothetical. Gene Ontology annotation, molecular function: protein histidine kinase binding; histidine phosphotransfer kinase activity. The transcript is spliced from 3 exons. Gene Ontology annotation, cellular component: cytoplasm; nucleus. NCBI's taxonomy places the organism in Eukaryota, Fungi, Basidiomycota, Agaricomycetes, Polyporales, Adustoporiaceae. Gene Ontology annotation, biological process: phosphorelay signal transduction system; phosphorylation. The record is from RefSeq and is a predicted model, not a curated record. The annotation marks the transcript as partial.
AUGACGGCCUCCGCGACGAUAAAUUGUACAGUACAGAGUUCGCAGGAGGGGCAAAGCGAACACAAGGGCGUGGAGCACAUCAACACAGCUGAGACUGCACCCGACGGCAGGAAAAAAGAAAAGUGGAGAGAGGACGCGGUGCGGACUGGCGGGGACAUCCCGGCACGCCUCGGCGACGAUUAUCGCUCUCUCUCUCCUCCUCCCACCACCGUCUGUCCCUCCAUGGCCGCCGCCGCCGCACUCAAGGACGUGCCCCGCGCUGCAUCAGAGCAUCCCAGCCCCCGCUCGCCCUCGCCCGUCGUCGAGAGGUCGCCCGCGCCCCAACGCCCGCCCAGCGACGCCCCCGCGCGCCAGGCGUCCCUCGCGCCCUCGCGCGACCCCACGCCCGCCGUCGACGCCGCCGCAACGCCUGCAGCGCCCGCAACCCCCGCGCCCGCGCCCGAUGACGACGAUGCCGAGGCCGACCCGUCCGAGACGAUCGAUAUCGAGACGUUCCACCAGAUCCUCGAUCUCGACGAGGACGACACGCACGACUUCUCCAAGGGCAUGGCCUGGGCGUACUUCACCCAGGCCAGCACGACCUUCACCGAGAUGGACGAGGCAUACACAAAGAAGGACCUCGCGAAGCUGUCGUCGCUCGGCCACUUCCUCAAGGGCUCGUCCGCCGCGCUCGGGGUCGCCAAGGUCCAGGCGACCUGCGAGCAGAUCCAGCAUUACGGCCAGCUGCGCGACGAGGAGUCCGGCACCGACCUCACAGAGGAC